Messenger RNA from Danio rerio (zebrafish), 1076 nucleotides. It is a transcript of the gene rgra, whose product is annotated as retinal G protein coupled receptor a. NCBI's taxonomy places the organism in Eukaryota, Metazoa, Chordata, Actinopteri, Cypriniformes, Danionidae. Gene Ontology annotation, molecular function: G protein-coupled receptor activity. The record is from RefSeq and is marked provisional. Gene Ontology annotation, biological process: G protein-coupled receptor signaling pathway; signal transduction; detection of visible light. Gene Ontology annotation, cellular component: membrane.
AUUCUUGCGCGGAUUGAAGCAGACAGAGGGGGCUUUACAUAAUUACGUUCAUGCUUUUUCACGUGAAAUGCUCCUUUAAAAGAAGGCUUCGAUUGAGCACACCGAGGCACAUCUCGCGCGCGAGCGAGCGGACUGUCAUUCUUCACAGUUGGGUGGUAAAAUUGUCUUUAAUAUGGUGACGUCGUAUCCAUUACCGGAGGGAUUCUCCGAGUUCGAUGUGUUUUCCCUCGGAUCUUGUCUGCUCGUGGAAGGUCUCCUCGGAUUUUUCCUGAACGCUGUCACCGUUAUUGCUUUCCUUAAAAUCAGAGAAUUGCGGACCCCAAGUAAUUUCCUCGUGUUCAGUCUGGCCAUGGCAGAUAUGGGCAUUUCAACGAACGCCACAGUCGCGGCAUUCUCUAGCUUUCUGAGAUACUGGCCUUAUGGAUCAGAUGGAUGCCAGACCCAUGGCUUCCAAGGCUUUAUGACUGCUCUUGCCAGCAUACACUUUAUUGCAGCCAUUGCUUGGGACAGAUACCACCAGUACUGCACAAGGACAAAGCUGCAGUGGAGCAGUGCCAUCACCCUGGUUCUCUUCACCUGGCUCUUCACUGCCUUCUGGGCUGCCAUGCCUCUGUUUGGUUGGGGAGAGUAUGACUAUGAGCCUCUGAGGACCUGCUGCACACUGGACUAUAGCAAGGGUGACAGGAACUACGUAUCUUACUUGAUCCCCAUGUCCAUUUUCAACAUGGGCAUCCAGGUGUUUGUGGUGCUGUCUUCCUAUCAGUCCAUUGAUAAGAAAUUCAAGAAGACCGGCCAGGCCAAGUUCAACUGUGGUACUCCUCUGAAGACCAUGCUGUUCUGCUGGGGUCCCUAUGGAAUCCUGGCUUUCUACGCCGCAGUGGAGAACGCAACGCUUGUCUCUCCGAAACUAAGGAUGAUUGCACCCAUUUUGGCCAAAACCUCACCUACUUUCAACGUCUUUGUUUACGCCCUUGGAAAUGAGAACUACAGGGGGGGAAUCUGGCAGCUGCUGACCGGCCAAAAGAUUGAGAGUCCUGCUAUUGAGAACAAGUCCAAAUAAACUAAACACAUGAAAA